AUGGCUUCCCGGAUCACCAGAAAGCAGAAGGAAGAGGUCACUCCAACGCAUGCUCAAUUGACAAGUCCUACCCGCACCAAACUCCCGACAAGUCCCUUCACAAUCAAACAAGAAGCCUUGCAUAGAUCUAUAGCUCAAUCCUCUCAAGGUGCUAAGGAAUAUCAUUCUUCUUCAAACCCGCAUUAUCAGAUCGACGCCGAUCGAGGAACUCGCCAUUACAAGGGUGCAUCUCAUCAUCCUGCGAGUAAUCCCGUGGAAGACGAAGAACCUGAUAGCCGUAACACAACUCCAAGUCUGGACAGUAUGGAAGGGUUUGUCCGAAUCGGCAAGGAGCAACAAAAGCUGAUCGAAGCUCUGAGCGAGUUGGCGGAUUACGAUGUCGAGCAUGUUGUCGAUCUCUCAAAAAUCGUUGUGAUAGGUGAUCAAAGUGUCGGUAAAUCAUCACUCAUUGGCCGAGUCACGGGAAUGACUCUACCCAAGAAUAGCGGGUGCUGCACAAGAUGUCCGGCAAACAUCAUAACCAAAGCAGCUGAUGUGUGGUCGUGUACAAUCUCACUUCGUCAGGGGUACGGAUACCGUUCAAUUCCAGUGAAGGAUCGCGACGUCACCAAGGAUAAUCCUUUCCCACCUUGGUAUCCGCAGGAACUUGUUGUUAAAGAAUUCAUCAGAAUUACAGACAAGACGAAGCUAGAGGAGGCCAUGAAGUGGGCACAGAUUGCUCUUCUCAAUCACAAUCAAUAUUAUGAACAGUUCAUCCCAGGCAGCGGUUCGCACUUCAUCAAUAAUAUUGAUCAUACUCAAGCCGAUGCCACACCAAAUAUUGUCAAAGUCGAGAUCUCUGGUCCAGGACUACCCACGUUAUCGUUGUUUGACUUACCAGGCAUCAUUGCAAAUUCGGCCACGAGUGAUACAAGAUAUCUCAUCAAGUUUUUCGAUAAUAUUGCCAAAAAAUACAUAAGAACCCCUAACACAUUGAUCAUAUUUGUUAUGACCAUGCAAGUAGAGGCAGUUUUGUCGAAAUCCAAGUCACUUAUUGAAGAAGAGCGUGCUACAGAUCGUUGCAUGGGUGUCUUAACAAAGCCUGAUACACUUGUGGAGAAGCACGGCACCAAUGACUGGGAAAAGAUCUUGAGUGGCCAAGAACAUCUCUUAGGCCAUGGAUGGCAUGUUACUAGACAACCUGGACAGGACUUUCAACCGGGCGAUGUGGAUUAUCACCUCCAAGCUCGCAAAGAUGAGGAAGAAUUCUUCAAAACAAAUGAGUUGUGGCAAGGCAAAUGGUUUAAAUUCCAAAAUCUAUGUGGAAUCCCAAGAAUUCAAAUGUUACUUUCUUGUCUUCUAGCCCAAUCGAUCAACAAAAGUCUUCCCGAUAUCAAGAUCAGGAUUGCUAGGCGUAAGAAUAUCAUCGUUGAGGAACUCAAGGGACUUCCCGAGUUGCCAAACCACAACGUCCAACUUCACGUCAGCCGUCUUCUUCACAAUUUCAGCCAAGGAGUCAAAAAGGUCAUGGGUAGUGAAGGAAAUCGAUCUGACACAACUUUCCAUGGGGAGUGGACCAAAAUUUCUCGUCUAUUCCACCAGUUAAUUUUGCAUAACAAACCAAAUAUAACUGUCUCGGAUGCAUCGGAUGUGUUGAAAGUCCAAGUUAUUAAUCUCGAUGUUGAUGACACCGACGAUAGAUUUGAGCCUGUACCUGGCAGGUCCGUGGAGCAUGUACCUAUACCUAGGCUCGUGGCAGAUAGUAAUAGGAAACGCACACAUGAGCAGAUCGCUACUGAUGAGACAGCUUUCGCAUCAGGCGUGAAUCAAACACCAUUUACCCCUUCCAAGUUCAAGUCCGAGACACCAAAUUCUCCUCAUACUCCAAGACCAAUGGCUCAAUCCCAUGGAAAUCCUUUCAGAAAUACCAUUUUCGAGUGCCACGCACAUUAUGGCAAACGUUUUGCAAGUAUUGGCGAUAUACGAAGAAAGAUAGAGAAUCAUACCUAUAUGGGUCUCCCUGAUAUGGUUAACACACCUGUAUAUCAGCAUUUCUGUGAGAAGGCUGUAAGUGAUUGGCAAUCGCCUACCCACAUACUGCUUAAAGGAGUCAUCAGUUUAUUGCGAUCUGAGAUCGAAAAUAUUGUUGAGAAGAUCUUAGGUCCAUACCAACAGACUGGUCUAUAUCGGGAGUCGAUCGCGAUUAUUCAAAAAUGGAUUGACGAAGAGCUUUUCAAAACGCAGCGAGAUGCACUCGAUGAGCUUUACAUGCUGGAAACAUACAGUCCGUUUACUAUGGAUCAGGAAGGCAUUCAGAAGAGGAAAGAAAUCGAGAAGUUGGAUCUGCAAGAAAAGCGUCGUAAAGUGCGUGCUAUUCGAUUCGUGGAGAAAGAGAUAUACUGCGGCUCCAAGAGAAUGAAGGCAAAGCCGGCCGAAAAGGAAGCCUAUCUUCAGGAAAAGAAGAAACUCGUGGACCAAGUCACCGUCGAGCAAUUGGGUAAAGAUGCCUUUCAGAACGAGAUCGAUGUUGCGGCAUAUAUCAGAGGAUACUAUGUCGUGGCAGCGAAUAGAUAUAUUGAUUAUGUUUGUAUCAGUAUAAACAACCGCCUAUUCCGCUAUAUCAAAGAGAACAUUGAAGAUUUCCUCGAAAAUCAACUUGGUACCAAUGAUGUUGUUACUGGUAUUGCCAAAUGCCAAGAACUAAUGGAAGAGAAUGACGAAGUUGGUGCAAGACGUCGCAAGCUUCAGACCGAGUUAAAAGCACUUGAGGAAUUUGAAGUCCGUUUCCAGCAGCUUCUCAACGAUAUCACCCAUCCCCGAGACGAUGAUGAGUCCACUGCUACUGUUACAGCUGCAAUUCAAGAGGAGACUGAGACUGAUCGCUCGGAGACUGGAGACUUUGAACAACCCAGAUAUCGUCAACAAAGUCCGAUCGAAGAAAUGCAAAACAAACGACGCAAUACUUACAAUAGUAGCGAAGAGGCGAUUCAAGCUCUGAAACGAGGUGAAGAUUAUGUCAAUGGUUCAGAUCAGUGUGGUGAGGUUUGA
Messenger RNA from Sclerotinia borealis F-4128, 3027 nucleotides. NCBI's taxonomy places the organism in Eukaryota, Fungi, Ascomycota, Leotiomycetes, Helotiales, Sclerotiniaceae. The record is from the annotation of a GenBank genome assembly.